AUGGCUGCGCAUAUCAAACCCCUCGUUCUACACGCCCACGCCACGGGACCGAAUCCCAUCAAAGUGGCAAUUGCCCUCGAAUCGCUCAAGGUCCCCUUUGUCGUCAAGCACUGGGACUUCAGCGAUGAUCCUAACACAGGCGUCAAGGGGGCUAUGUUCUUGAAAAUCAAUGAAAAUGGCCGUGUGCCCGCGCUGGAGGACCCCAACACCGGAAUCGUCUCGUGGGAAUCGGGGGCAUGCAUCAACUACAUUCGACGAGUGUACGACAAGGGCAACACGAUCGGGCCGCCGGGCGAUUCGGCACAGGAUCUGGUGGAUUUCGAGAAGUGGGAGUACUUCCUCUUGACGACGCUGGGUCCGAUGACGGGGCAGACGAAUUGGUUCCGACACUACCACCCCCAGAAGAAUGAGGACGCCCUCAAGCGGUACGAGGCUCAGACUUAUCGUUGCUAUGAUGUGCUCGAGGAGCAACUGAAGAAGACUGGGGCGACCAGCAUCUUGGGUGCGCGGGUCACUGCCGUCGAUUACCAUUUUGAGCCUUGGGUAAGACAAUAUUCAUUUGCUGGUCUCUCUCUGGACCGGUAUCCGUUGAUCGCCAAGUGGCUUGGUAUUAUGGAGACUCGAGAAGAGGUCAGAGAGGCCUAUUACAAGAUCAAGGGCUCGAAGUAG
Messenger RNA from Penicillium alfredii, 669 nucleotides. RefSeq names its product glutathione S-transferase family protein. Bases 1 to 669 code for a protein of 222 amino acids. Lineage: Eukaryota; Fungi; Ascomycota; Eurotiomycetes; Eurotiales; Aspergillaceae. The record is from RefSeq and is a predicted model, not a curated record. The transcript is spliced from 2 exons.